Molecule: messenger RNA, 357 nt
Organism: Peronospora matthiolae
Lineage: Eukaryota; Oomycota; Peronosporomycetes; Peronosporales; Peronosporaceae
Source: the annotation of a GenBank genome assembly
AUGGAAGGAAAUUUCUAUGAGUUCGUCUGCUCCAUUGGAUUUCAAGUAUCUCAUUUUGACCCGUGUCUUUAUCUCAAGAUUACAAGUGGCGAGUGCGUGCUUUUGCUGGUAUACGUCGAUGAUGUGUUGGUGACUGGCAGCUCGACCGAACUGAUUAUGCGCACCAAGAGUGGCUUGAAGGCGCGUUUCGAAAUGACUGACAGCGGCAAGUGCGCAUUCGUGUUGGGCAUCGAGCUGGUGGACAACGACAACGGUAGCGUGACGAUGUGCCAGCGACGCUACGUGGAAGAUGUUCUCAAGCGUUUUGGCAUGACCGACUGCAAAGCCGUCACCAGCCCAACAGACAUCAGUUCUUGA